This is a messenger RNA of Acanthochromis polyacanthus (spiny chromis), 4559 nucleotides long. RefSeq names its product notum, palmitoleoyl-protein carboxylesterase b (gene notum1b). Bases 1103 to 2713 code for a protein of 536 amino acids. Gene Ontology annotation, molecular function: hydrolase activity. The transcript has 11 exons. The record is from RefSeq and is a predicted model, not a curated record. NCBI's taxonomy places the organism in Eukaryota, Metazoa, Chordata, Actinopteri, Pomacentridae.
AUGAUGAUAUUGUACAGAUUUGCACGUUUGAUCCAUACAUUUGAUCGAUACUGUACAAUGGAGGAAAGAUUCCUUUCUACAGAUAAUUUCUGCACCAGUGACCUGCAGCUUUUUGAUGUCUUAAGGUGGCAAACAUGCUGAGAACCAAUGCUGGAGGCUCUGCUGCUACUGCUGGACAAAGUGCGGGAUUGUUGCUCUUCCACCUGGAUGUCAUCUAGCAAAAAAGCAACAAUUUAAAAGAAACUGACACAACACUAAAGAAUAUUUCCUGUCUGUAAGUAAAUUAAGUUAAAAUUGAGAGAUGCUUCAUCUCCUCUUGUCAGUCAUGCUUUAAAGGCUCCCAGUCACAUCAUGGCCUCUAAAGACAUAAACUCAUCACCAACACAAACAAAAAGAAAUUGCAGGUUUGCUUUUUAGCGAAUGAAAAAACAAGAAACCAAAAACAUACAUGUGCAUCCACUGGAGGCUGCAGCAGGACGGCCCGUCUCUCCUCACACAGUACGUUCAAUCACAGACACUUCAAAGGCAGAGUGGUCAUAUGAUGACACAACAUCAAAGGGACCGAGUGUGUGAGUGAACCGAGCGGAGGGGGGCGUGCCAGGCAUAUACACGCGCUCUCGGGGUGAGACCGACGCCCCGCCGGGAGCAUCAGCCAACAGUAAUAACGAUUGGCCCGCGGGAGUGAGAGGCACGGGGGCAGGGAGAGAGGGGAGGAGGGGGAGGACUUCAAAUAAAUUCCCUCCUCGUCCGCAGCUCAUGAGGACCUGAGCCAAGAGGCAACAGGUCGCCAGUGAAGCUGCGCGCAACCAGACUUCACUGUUAUUUUUACGCGCGUAAAUGACGCUUUUUACUGGAUGAGCCGCUCCGCAUUUAAGGGAAUGAACUGGAACUUCACGUGGGGCGAAUUUGAAGUCAGCUCCCCACCUCUCAGAGCACCAUGGAGGUCCGCGAGCUGCGUUUAGUCCGCACACCUUGCGUGAGUGUCUCCGUGCGUUUUCAAAGAACUUUCCGCCUCCUCUCCGUCUGCUCCUAGGAUAUGCUGAGUUUUAUUCACACCUUCACGCACACACUCGAGAGACGUUUCCCACUAAGAGUUUAGAAAAUGCAGAGCCGCGGCGUGCUGAGAAGCUCGGCCGGACUGUCCGCGGUGCGCUCCUGCCUGCUGCUGCUCUUCAUCCACAUGAGCGCACCGCUGGAGGCGAGGAGAGUGCGCGGCGGUCGGGCGCAAACUCGGCGUGUUCAGCAGCAGCAGCCGCCGCCUUCUCCGGCGUACAGGGAGCGGGUGGAAGGAGCCGAGAGCUUCCCGUUGGACUUCACGGCCGUGGAGGGCAACAUGGACAACUUCAUGGUGCAGAUUAAGAACUUGGCGCAGUCGCUGUAUCCGUGCUCUGCGCAAAAGCUGGACCAAGACAUGAAGCUGCACUUUUUGAAGAAUGUGUCUGUGACGUGCAAUGACGGGUCACCUGCGGGGUACUACAUCAAGGAGUCCAAAGGCAGCAGGAGGUGGCUGCUGUUUUUGGAAGGUGGAUGGUACUGUUUCAACAGACAGACCUGUGACAGCAGAUACGAGACCAUGAGGAGACUGAUGAGCUCCACCAAGUGGCCACAAACCAGAACAGGAACAGGAAUUUUGUCUCCACAGCCGGAGGAAAACCCUCACUGGUGGAACGCCAACAUGGUGUUCAUCCCGUACUGCUCCAGUGACGUGUGGAGUGGAGUCACCCCGAAGACUGAUCACAGUGAUUAUGCGUUCAUGGGCUCUCUGAUCAUUAAGGAGGUGGUGAAUGAGCUGCUGUCAAAAGGUCUGGACAAAGCCAAGGUUGUGCUUCUGGCAGGCAGCAGCGCCGGCGGUACAGGCGUCCUCCUCAACGUGGACCAGGUCGCAGAGCAGCUGGCGUCCCAGGGCCACAGAGGGGUGCAGGUCAGAGGCCUCGCCGACUCUGGAUGGUUCCUGGACAACAAACAGUACAAAUUCACCGACUGCCUGGACACCAUCAGCUGCGCCCCGACAGAGGCCAUAAAGAGAGGGAUCAGGUACUGGGGCGGAUUGGUGCCAGAAAGCUGCAGACAGGCUCAUGUGGGAGAGGAGUGGAACUGUUUCUUUGGAUAUAAAGUCUUCCCCACAUUGAAAAGCCCGGUGUUCGUGGUGCAGUGGCUGUUUGAUGAAGCCCAGCUGACAGUCGACAACAUCCAUCUGACCGGGCAGCCCGUCCACGAGGGCCAGUGGAGAUACAUCCAGAACCUGGGCCAGGAGCUGAGGAACACACUACGUGACGUACCGGCCAUGUUUGUUCCAGCAUGUCUGUCUCAUGAACUCAUUACCAGAACGUACUGGAUGGACAUUCAGGUUAAAGGCACCUCUCUGCCCAGAGCGCUGCACUGCUGGGACCGCAGCCUCCAAGACAGCCUCCACUCCAGCAACAGCAGCAACAGCAGCAACAGCAGCCACAGCAGCAACAGCAGCCACAGCAGCCACAACCAUCAAAAGCACAACAAGACCGCUCCGGCCAGAGGCUGCCCCCUGCAGCUGAUCGACAGCUGCCCCUGGCCGCACUGCAACCCCUCCUGCCCGACCAUUCGAGACCAGCUGACGGGGCAAGAGAUGAGCGUCAUCCAGUUCCUGAAGCACAUGGGCUUCGACGUGCAGAAGAUGGCUCAGCAGCAGGGGAUGGAUGCCAAGAAGCUGCUGGGCAUGCUCAAUAACGGAAACUGAUUCUGAAAAAACUGCUGUCGUGGUGUCAUGAAGCCGUUCUGCACGAGAAGCCGAACACAAGGGGAAGAUGACAGAUGUAAAAACAAACUGCUAAGACACAGAGUCUUCCAUCAGCAACAUAAAAAUCUACUGAAAAACGACUCAAAAACUCAGAAGUGCCUCAUGAGUUCAGAAGACAGGUCAGAAACAAUCAAACCAGAAAGUUUGAGCUGUUUAAACACAAUAUAUGGAAUCACAUCAGAUCAGCAUAAGAUUUACAGAUAUGUUAUUAUUCUGAGAAGCUGGACGCAGUGUGAAAAUGUGCACCGAUCAGCCACAACAUUAAAAUCAACAGCUUAACAUUUUGUAGGUUCCCCCUGCCGCCGGAAAACGUCAUCCUCGGUCACUGUGGUGGAACAAACCAUAUGUUCGGGCUGUUGAACUGUCAGUAGGUCAAACUCAGCCUACAUGCAGCUGCACAGAUAUGAACCCUCGUGUUGUCCUUUAAAGUUUGAAAAUGUGGAGGAAAAAAUAUAUCUUCACAGCAAAACUUCUGAUGUCCACAUUGUCAACAUUUUUGGGAAGUUUUUGAACAUUUUUCGGUGGAAAUAAAGAAAUGUUAAGAACAUUCACCAAAAAGUUUUGGUUGAUUUUUUUUUUGGUGAAUGUUCUUAAAAAAAGAAAAUAUUAGAAGCUUUACUGAUAUAUUUGUAAACAUUUUAGAUAUUUUUAAGAUUUUUUGGAAGAUUUUUACUCAUUUUUUGAAAAUAUGUACAACAAUUUUUUUGCCACAUUUGGGGGAUUUUUUUAAAAUAAAACUUUUACGGGAAUUUUUUUCGGAAUUAUUGAAAUUUUCUUUCUAAAGGUUUUGCAAAUUUUCAGAAAAUUGGGGGAAUUUUUUUUUGCUGAAUUCUUGGAUUUUUCUCAGACAAGGAAACAUUUUUUUUCGGUGCCCGUAAAUGAGGACAACAGGAGGGUUAAGUUUAAACAGUUUACGACAACCAAAACUGACAAUUGACCGGUCCAAGAGCAAAAAUGGUUGUUAAAAUGUUCCAAAUAAGUGCAACGCCUGUUGCAGACAUGAUUGAGCUAGAAUGUAUCACAGUAACUAGUAACACUGAAGUCAUAUUACAUCGUCAUCUGCAAGUAGUAGCAGGUAGGUAAAGUCUUGGUAGGUCUAAUGACUGACAGUGCAGAUUUAUAAAGACUCCUCUGGGCUCCAUACUGCACACUGCUUCACAACAUCUAGGUACGACGAUGAAAAGUUUAAGAGUUCAAAGACAUUACAUUUCCUGCAUUUCUGACCAGUGAGUGGUUUGUUUUCACCAUGGUGACUGACUGAAGAUGUACACAAAAACCCAGAUGACCCUGUUUUCCAUAGCUCUGACCUGGUGGGGCUCCUCUGGGGGAGUCCUGCGGUGUUUGAUCCUCUGGGUCAUGCGGUUUGCAGGGUAGGACCUCUGAGGAUGGCUGUGGAUCUGGGAGUCUGGAGGCUGGGUCCUGCUGAGGGAGGCCUCUGCAACAGUGUUUAGAUUUCAAGGUUUUUUUUUAAACGAGGCUGUCACUCAGUGGUUUUAAUGUUGUGGCUGAUGGGUGUUUACAGUACCGUGUGCUCUAUAAAAUGUCUUGCAGGUGAGAUUAUCAUGAUAGUUGUCUAAAGUAGUCUUCAGAGUUUUGAUGGGAACGCACUGGACCGAGAAGCUUGUUGUGGGGAUUUGGUGCUCUCUUCUGUCAACUCUAAAAAUCACAUUCACAAAUCCAUGUAUGGUGCUGCUGUUUCUACCCUCCACCAAAUAUGCUGCUUUUUCUCUUUUUGGAAAUAUAAUAAUUUAAUGGGUAAUAUUUACUAAUAAAAAGAUUAAGAUUA